This is a messenger RNA of Didymella exigua CBS 183.55, 654 nucleotides long. RefSeq lists its product as uncharacterized. The transcript is spliced from 2 exons. The coding region runs from base 1 to 654 and encodes 217 amino acids. NCBI's taxonomy places the organism in Eukaryota, Fungi, Ascomycota, Dothideomycetes, Pleosporales, Didymellaceae. The record is from RefSeq and is a predicted model, not a curated record.
AUGAACGCAGAAGCAUAUCUGCGCAAGCAGGGAUGGCAGGGCUCUGGCCACUCGCUCGACGGUGAGGGCCGCGGCAUCAGAAAGCCCCUACUCAUCGCCCACAAGCAGGAUCAGCUUGGGCUCGGCAAAAAAAAGGCGGCCUACACGACCGACGACCAAUGGUGGAUGCGCGCAUUCGAUGACAGUCUGAAAAACAUUGGAAGUGGCCAGGAGAGUACCCUUAGUCAGAUCCAGAAGAAGGGCAUUAAUCGCGGUGGCCUAUAUGGAUUUUUUGUGAAGGGCGAGUCUAUCGCUGGUACUCUUGGAGACUCGGAUAGCUCGGCUGCACCAACCGACGCCUCAGCUGCGCCUUCUGGUACCAGCACGCCCGCUACCUCGGCCUCCGACAGCGAGCCAGCACGGCAGUCUGCGAACAGGGUAAAAAAGCGCAAGCGGGACGCCAGGAAGGAAGUUACAAAGAGCCAAAAGUCAAAGGGCAAGAAGGAGGAGGUAGCUGGGGACAAAGGUGCUAAGAAACUGGCGAAGAAAAUCGCCAAGCUUAGUGUGAAAGAGAGGACAACGUACGAGCAGCGUGCAGCGGCCAAGGGCCAGACACUCGAGGUGUACGUAGCUCGGCGGAUCCAGAAGAAAAAUGAGGAGCGCGCAUCCAGAUGA